UCCUACUCCUUUCAGCUUGUCUGUACGCAUUCACGAUUUCCGUGUUGCAGGAAGAGAAGGAGGUGAUACUCCGCGGACCUACAGGGCUAUGUCCAAGCGAAGAAAGCUCCUCUUCUUCCUAUGGGUGGCUGUCUCCGCCUGCAUCGUGCUCGCAGCCACCAAUUUCGGGUUCUUGGACAAUGCCUUGUUCAGCUUCACACCGAACCGUCACCUGCUGUUCCUUUCGACCGUUCAUACGCUUCACACGCCUCCGAUGGAGGAGGACAGAGUUGUUCAGUCGGAAUCUCCUCCCAUCGAAACGACCUCAGUCCUUGCUGAAGUGACUGGAAGCAUCAGUUGCAAAGACGUGGACGCCCGGCCUCAUCAGGGAAGACGCAAGGAUCACGUCGUCUUAUAUAAUUACCUCUUGUCGGAGAACGCCUUCGCGUGUGGAGAGACAGUGACGUACACCACCCACAGCGAAUACGAAUACCUAGAGAAUCUAGAGCCGCUUGUAGAACGAUGGCGGGCUCCAGUGUCUCUGGCAGUGUAUUCCCCAGGAGAGGACUUCAACACAUCCCUUCAUAGUGCACUUUACAUGAAGAAAUGUCAGUCGGAGUUGAUUCGACGUCUUGUCACUUUCCAUUUCGUCUUUCCACUCGAUCACACUCCCAGCAUCGUCCCACCCGUCGAAGACGUGGACAGUUUUUUCCAGGUGAACUGUUCUUCACCGCCUCCAUGGAACACAACUGAUCCUUCUUAUCGGCAAACUACGAAAGGAACCGCAAAGCAGAUCCUGUAUCCCAUCAACAUACUGAGGAAUGUUGCCAAAGAAAGCGCCACCACUCAUUAUGUGUUUCCCACGGACAUCGAGCUCUAUCCGAGCGACAACCUGGCUCCCAUGUUCAUCGAUAUGGUUCGGCGUUCCCCGACGCUGCUAGAUCCAGAACCUCCUAAGGUGUUCGUGGUAUCCAUAUUCGAAGUGAAGGAGGGAACGGAACCGCCGAGACGGAAGAGCGAACUGGUGGAAAUGCUUGGAAGGAACGUAGCCAUCCCGUUCCACAAGGCCAUGUGUCCCCAGUGCCAUCGCGUGCCCAAAGCCCAAGAAUGGACGAACAAGGCGUCACCCGACCCAGAGCAGCUGAACGUGUUCCAUGUGGCCCAGCGAGAAGGCAACUUCAAGUCCUGGGAACCGAUCUUCAUCGGGACCCGCUUCGAUCCCCCUUACGAUGAGACUCUCACUUGGGAGGGGAAGAAAGACAAAAUGACUCAGAUGUAUGGAUUGUGCGUGCUGGGAUACCAAUUCCACAUUUUGGACAAUGCCUUUCUCGUGCAUAAGCCAGGAAUCAAAAUGUACACCCGGGACAAGUGGAGGGAAAGUCUGGUGGCCCAGCAAAACCAUUACAUUGCCACUUUCUUGAAGUCAAGGCUUGCCUCCAUCUACGGCCAGAAAAAAGGGUGCACGAUUUGAGUCGCUGUGAUCAUAAGCUUGCGAUCUCUUUUUUUUCUCUCCGUUCAUCAAUGUCCCAGUCGGUCAGUGCAAAGCAAGGCACGGACGGUGCUUCAGUACCUAGGGAGUUCGUGAUUCCUUACGGCGAAGUAGGAGGGCGUAGGAGUCUGAUGAGUUCCAGACCCUGGCGUCUCGUUUCUCCCUCUCUUUCUCGGUAACUGGAAGCGAGUAAUUGGAUCGGCGGAGUCGGUGCAGCGCGGUUUCCCCUUUUCCACGCUCGGCUGUUUGGGACUGGAACAGGAGUCGCCACUCCAUUCAGCUCUCUUUCCGUCUGUGACGCCUCCGCGUGAGUCAUGUUAGAGAGGAUGGAGGCAGCCCGCUGGUGGAUCCCGACACGUCAUUUCACUAUGCGUUUCUGCUGUGACAACUGUGAUAUUUUCAUGGAAAUCCCGGGAUGGAGUUUCUCUUACCGAGAGUGGUCUGAAAUAUUUCCUCACGUGGUGCAAUACGCUUGUCUGCGUGGAACUCAUGAGUUUAGCCGAAAAAUGAGAGGCUGUACGUGUACGGAAUGUCGGAGUAAAGUUAUGUUUUUAUCAAGAUCCCCCAUUUUAGAGUUCCAUUAGUGUGGCUUGUACUGCUGUCUGUUCCCCAGAGAAAUAAAUAAACGGCCGCAUUUUUAACCUUCUGAGACCCCUGGGAAAUACGUGGAUUUUUAUCGAGGAAAAUUCAGCAGUUGUCAAUUGCAUUCUCACUAUUUUUGCAUCAUGCCUUAUGAACGCAUCUAAUCUCCGGUUUGCAUUUGAGUCAUGCCAUGAAAUCGAGCGAACGAAUCGAGC
Messenger RNA from Darwinula stevensoni, 2265 nucleotides. The record is from the annotation of a GenBank genome assembly. Lineage: Eukaryota; Metazoa; Arthropoda; Ostracoda; Podocopida; Darwinulidae.